CCUUCGAAUUCGUCACAUGGCGCAAGCUUCAAUAAUUGUGGGAUCGCAGAUAGUAAAAUCUAAAACCUGAUCACUAAAUAAAGCUGCAAAUUUUGGAAACCAUCAUUGGUUUGAAAUUUCUCAUAGCUAAACAUAUACUUCGAACUUGAACAAUGGCAAACCUUGGGCGAUCAAGACUGAUUGCAAGUUUUUUUCAGAAACAAUUAUCGUUAAGGGAACCUUUAGGCAAUUUAUUAUGCAAUAUGCAAGCUGCAAGGCUUUUUAGCAUCAAUGGACAAACAAGACGUAGUAAAGAAAGCAAUGCAAAUGAAGAGCAAGCACCGGGAGAAGAAACAGAGAUGCAGAAACUACUAGCAGAAAAAGACAAAGUUAUUGCCGAGAAAGAGCAAGCGGCUGCAGAUUUCAAGGAUAAGUACUUGAGAGCACUAGCAGAGAACGAGAAUAUCAUAACAAGAAACAAAAAACUAAUGGAAGAUGCAAAACUGUACGGUAUUCAAAGUUUUGCAAAAGAUUUGUUGGAAGUGGCAGAUAUUUUAGAAAAGGCAACUGAAACUGUACCAAAGGAAGAAUUAGCUAAGAACCCACACCUAAAUAGCCUGUUUGAAGGAUUAACAAUGACUGGUACACAGUUACAAAAGGUAUUUAAAACACAUGGUCUAGAGAAGUUGGAUCCAGUUGGUGAAAAAUUUGACCCUAAUUUUCAUGACGCUUUGUUUAUGCAGCCUUUCCCUGGCAAGGAGUCUGGAACUGUAGCAGUUGUUACAAAGAUAGGUUACAAAUUACAUGGUAGACCAUUAAGAGCAGCUCUAGUAGGGGUUGUGCAGUAAAAAUUGUUUGAAAUGAUAUGUUUCUGACCUGGUAGUGCAUUAUUAAAAAUUGUGUAGUAACAUAUAAGCAGCAGCAAUUUUGUAUUUCAAGAAAAAAAGGAAACAAAUGAAAUACCUUAUUCAAAUAUGGAAGAUAUUU
Messenger RNA from Rhopilema esculentum, 966 nucleotides. RefSeq names its product grpE protein homolog 1, mitochondrial. Gene Ontology annotation, molecular function: adenyl-nucleotide exchange factor activity; protein-folding chaperone binding; protein homodimerization activity. Gene Ontology annotation, biological process: protein folding; protein import into mitochondrial matrix. NCBI's taxonomy places the organism in Eukaryota, Metazoa, Cnidaria, Scyphozoa, Rhizostomeae, Rhizostomatidae. Gene Ontology annotation, cellular component: PAM complex, Tim23 associated import motor. The record is from RefSeq and is a predicted model, not a curated record.